Helicoverpa zea (corn earworm) is the source of this 785-nucleotide messenger RNA. RefSeq lists its product as uncharacterized. The transcript has a single exon. NCBI's taxonomy places the organism in Eukaryota, Metazoa, Arthropoda, Insecta, Lepidoptera, Noctuidae. The coding region runs from base 168 to 785 and encodes 205 amino acids. The record is from RefSeq and is a predicted model, not a curated record.
UACCUAUACUAUAAUAUUUUUUUUCGUUUUUGAAAGAUUUUUCGUUUAGAUUUUGGACAUGUUCUCAAAAAUGUCAUCUAUACAUUUGAAAGACUUUUACUUUUGAGUAGUAUUAUUUUAUUUUAUAUUUUUACAGUUUUUAUUUAUAUUUUUUACGAAAUAACAAAAUGCCUUUCGACUACUCAGAUCCAAGAUUACAGCUAUUCUUGACUGAAAGACGUGUUCAAGAUAAUCUACGUUGUAUGCGCUGGUUUCUUAAACAUAAAGAUGAAAUGAUUAGCGAUGCUGCAGUACACUCUGCAAAGAACAAACAUUAUACUGAAGAGCAGAUAAAAAAGACUGUAGUAGAAGCAAACAUUAAGGUCUUGAGUAACCAGCAUGCGUUUAGUAGCCUUCAUCGAAGAAAGCGUGUGUUAACUGAUUCGGCGGACGCCACUGCUUUGAAUCAAUUCCUCAUGAAAGCAGUUGUGCCUUCUGUCAUGAAGCCCGUGGACGUGAAACAUUCUAGAAUUCUUUAUAAGCAACUAGCAUCUGGUGGUGGCCGUAAAGCUUAUCUCAAUGCUAGAAAAUAUAAGUUACCAGAACAAAAAUAUCAUGACUGUGUAACUACUAGCAGCGUCUAUGGAUGGGCAUUAAAAGAAAGUCUUGUAGGAUGUAGCGCGCCAAAGUUUAGACGCUAUGCCACAUUCGCCCGUGAACUACUGAAUUCAGGAGUUCACAUGGAUCCACCUCAUUACGAACCACCAGCGGAAAGGUUUUACAAGAAAUGCAUUGGAUUCGAAUAG